CCUGACUUGCGAGGCUUCUCCUCCCAUCUCUCUCUAUGUAUGUAUAUAUAAAGAUACGACACAGGGAGGCUGAAAAGUGAGAUCAUAUACCCAACUCACCAACCACUAAUAACUCCCUCAGCAAUCCAUUUCAUCCUCUCACUGCUGGACUAAACAAGAGAGUCACGAAGCCCGUUACCAUCACUACCUUCUCAACAUGCGGACCACUCGAAGACGACCGGCUCCAUUCCCGAGCAAGCGACUCACGCCCAGCCUCACCGCCAAAGCAAGGAGCUACUUCCCCUGCGACGACCCGCGCCGCCACCGAAGGGAUAAUCUGCUCGCCGCUACACCCGUCGUCGUAACCAUGCUAGCCAUGAACUGGUUCCUCGCCUUUGACACACACUCUCUAGGCAAAGCUAUCAUUUGUCUUCAUAAAAAGGAUGAUACCAUACUAUACGCAUGGCAUGUAGUAAUCGGGAAAUGCGCAACAUCGAGGGGAUUUGUGCGGCGGCCACCACGCCGCAUUAUGCUUCACCUUUUAAUCCAUACAUAGUAAUGGUUGCUUCAGAAUGUACUUGGUGCCUUUCUCAAAACGUAUAAGGGCACUCCAACUUUGGUGACAAUAGAACAAUAUCAAGUUAAACAA
Messenger RNA from Xylaria bambusicola, 628 nucleotides. RefSeq lists its product as uncharacterized. The coding region runs from base 197 to 535 and encodes 112 amino acids. The record is from RefSeq and is a predicted model, not a curated record. The transcript has 2 exons. Lineage: Eukaryota; Fungi; Ascomycota; Sordariomycetes; Xylariales; Xylariaceae.